Molecule: messenger RNA, 1773 nt
Organism: Triplophysa rosa
Lineage: Eukaryota; Metazoa; Chordata; Actinopteri; Cypriniformes; Nemacheilidae
Gene: slc23a3
Product: solute carrier family 23 member 3
Exons: 12
Coding region: 1-1773 (590 amino acids)
Biological process (GO): transmembrane transport
Cellular component (GO): membrane
Molecular function (GO): transmembrane transporter activity
Source: RefSeq, a predicted model, not a curated record
AUGGUAAAGAGUGACGGAAGUAAAAACCUGGCUGCAUGUGAAGAGGAACCUUUGGACCCAAACAAAGCUGGAGGAAUAAAGAGUCUAGAAGUGGAUUUCAGUCCUUCAUUGUUGCUGAAUAUUCCACUUGCACUGCAACAUGUGUUGGUACAGUCCUCUCUCUGUGCAUUGGUUGUGGGUUUGCUAAUCCAUGAAGUAGACAAGGAAAGAGUAGUGGCCCAUGUGCUCUUUUAUUCAGGUAUAUCUACACUACUGCAGAGCUGGAUUGGGUCACGCUUGCCACUGAUCCAGGCUCCAUCUCUGGAUUUCCUGAUCCCUGCCAUGACCCUGAUUUCUGCUCAGACCGGGAUUUCUGUAGCCUGCAGGGGGCAGUGUCUCAUACCCGAGGAGACUGUGGCCCCAGCACACCCAAUAAGAGAGUUGAGAGGGAUGACUGUAGUCACAGGUAUGGUGCAGUUGGCAGUGGGAUUGACUGGUGUGAGUGGGUUUGCACUUGGACGGAGUGGACCUUUAGUUCUGGCCCCGCUACUCUGCAUCCUGGGGUUUUCCAUCUACAGGAACGCAGCGCUGCUUUGUUCUGACCACUGGGGCAUGGCUGCACUGGCAAUUGUGCUUCUGGUCAUCCUGUCCCAACACCUGCACUCCUUUCUGCGCUUAUCUGUGUUUCCGCUCUGCCGGAAGCUCUGUGUACUUCUGUCGGUGAUGUUGACGUGGGGUGUUUGUGCCGCUCUGGUAAAGUGGGGACAUGUUCACCUUACCUCUUUUGCCCAGAUACUUUCAACGGAGAGAGUUUUAAAUGACACCUUUAUACGGUCCAUGAACACUCUGAACUCAUCUAACAUUCUCUUUUCUAAUCACACUGUACCCUGGCUUGACUUCCCCCUUCCUGCUUCAGCGCUCCCCCUGCUGUCUGGAAAAAACAUUGCAGCAGGAGUGGCUGGAGGCCUCUCUGCCAGUGUCAGCUCUACAGCUGUUUAUGUGGUAGCAGCUCGGCUCCUGAAGGCUCCUGUGCCCCCAGCACAUGCCUGUAACCGGGGCCUGUGUGUGGAUGGGUUGGGAAGUGUGCUCACUGGCCUGAUGGGGGCGCCAGUAGGUCUGUGCAGCAGUGUGCCUAAUGCAUGCGUUAUUGGCCUCAGCCAGUCUGGGUCUCGGAGCACAGUGCAGUUAGCCGGUGUGUUUUUGUUAAUUUUGGGUGUGUCUCCACAACUAGCUCAGAUCCUCUGCUCAGUCCCUCUGGCCGUCCAUGGUGCUGUGCUCAGCGUGACCUACACAAUCGCCACAGCAACAGGCAUAACUUAUUUCCAGCAUGCCGACUUGGACUCAGGACGCAACAUUUUCAACAUCGGCUUUACAUUGUUCAUGUCAUUGGCAUUGCCACGCUGGUUUACACUUCACUCGGGGUUUAUUCAAACGGGUUCACCCAGUGUCGAUGUUCUUCUUCAGUCUCUUUUGACGUUACCCGUUUUCUUUGUUGGGGUUUUGGCUUUUUUUCUAGAGCACACCGUUUCAGGAACUCUGUCUGAGAGGGGCCUUGUCCGGCGUCAAGGCACAAGUACGAUUCAGUCACUGGCUGACCAGCAGCAAGGAUACAGCCAUAGCCCAGACUCAGUGUAUGACCCACCUCCCCUAUUCAUAAAUCUACUGGAGCUGCGUGGACUUAGAACUGUGCCCUUCUGUGCCUGCAGAACCCCAAAUGUUGAAGUAGUGACUGUAACUGUACCUGAGAUGUCUAACUUAUUAGGUGAAAGAGAUGCCGGUGUUAGUAGCACUUGA